This is a messenger RNA of Glycine soja, 1489 nucleotides long. RefSeq names its product phospholipase A1-IIgamma-like. The coding region runs from base 52 to 1278 and encodes 408 amino acids. Lineage: Eukaryota; Viridiplantae; Streptophyta; Magnoliopsida; Fabales; Fabaceae. The transcript has 2 exons. The record is from RefSeq and is a predicted model, not a curated record. Gene Ontology annotation, biological process: lipid metabolic process. Gene Ontology annotation, molecular function: glycerophospholipid phospholipase A1 activity.
CAAGCCUACUCCUCAUACUUAAUAUAUCCUGCCUAUAGAUUUGAAAAAGUAAUGGAUACCAUAGCAAGAAAAUGGAGAGAUCUAAGUGGCCAAAGUAACUGGAAAGGUCUGCUAGACCCUCUAGACACAGACCUUCGUCGUUACAUAAUACACUAUGGACAACUUGCUCAAGCUGCAUAUGAUGCUUUCAACACAGAAAAGGCAUCUAAGUGUGCUGGAAACAGUAGAUAUGCGAUGAGUGAUUUCUUUUCCAAGGUUGGUUUGGAAAAUGGGAAUUGUUUCAAGUAUGUUGUGACUAAGUUCCUAUAUGCAACUUGCAAAGCUGGUGCCUCUGAAUCCUUUAUCUUGAAGUCUUUUAACAAGGAUGCUUGGAGCCAGGAAUCAAAUUGGAUAGGGUAUGUUGCUGUGGCCACUGAUGAAGGGAAAGCAGCAUUAGGGAGGAGGGACAUAGUGGUUGCUUGGAGAGGAACAAUUAAUGCCGCAGAAUGGGUUCAAGAUUUACAUUUCCAUUUGGAUUCUGCGCCACUGAUAUUUGAUGAUGCUCGUGCCAAAGUACACCAUGGUUUUUACUCCGUUUACACCUCAAAUAAACCAGGUUCAGAAUUCAAUGAUACAUGCGUUAGACAUCAGGUCCUGGAGGAGGUUAGAAGACUUGUGGAGGAAUAUAAUAGAAAGAAUGAAGAAAUUAGCAUAACUGUGAUAGGGCACAGCUUGGGUGCUGCACUAGCGACUAUAAAUGCAGUGGACAUAGUUGCCAAAGGGUUGAACAUACCGAAAGACCAGCCUGAGAAAGCAUGUUCAGUCACAACAUUUGUAUUCGCUAGUCCUCGUGUUGGAAACUCUCACUUUGCGAAGAUCUUCACUGGGCACAAGCAUCUGCGAGCAUUGCGUAUUCGCAAUGAAACAGAUGUUGUUCCAAAACUUCCACUUAAGCAUUUGUUUUUUCUGGAUGGAUUUUCGGAUGUGGGGGAAGAGUUGGUGAUCGACACUACGAAAUCAAAGUACUUGAAGAAGGAGGUCAGUGCUCAUAACUUGGAGGUUUACUUGCACGGAGUUGCUGGAACACAAGGGAAAAAUGGAGAAAUAUUCGAUUUGGAUGAGAGUCUUCGUGAUAUUGCGCUUCUGAACAAGAGCAAGGAUGCUUUGAAAGAUGAAUAUCAUUGUCCCGUGGCAUGGAGGGUUCACGAGAACAAGGGUAUGGUUCAACAAAAGGAUGGUACUUGGAAGCUUAUGGAUCAUAACAAGGAUGGUAUUCUAUUCUUACACGCUAGAUUAUAGGUUGAUUUAUAAACAAUAUUAAAGAUUGAGUGUAUUAUGUUGUUCUGUUCUGUGUGCUAAUAACCUCUUUGCUAGUGUUGUUACUCUAAUACGUACCCACACACAAACAUAUGUCUAUGUUUUUUAAGGGGUGAUGUGAUGUGAAAUAAAGUUUCAAUGAAACAAGUAUUUGUAAACCCUAUAUGAUAUCUCUCCUUCAUUUUAUCUUUCU